GCCGCCACGGUCACGCCAUCCCAGCCAGUGCCCAUGUCGAGCGUGCCGACUGUGACCAAGGAGGACGCCCCUAAGGCCGGUAGCACUCCGACAGGCGUCGAGGCCUCUGCCCGUGAGGUGAAGCCAACGCCUGGUGCUGCGACAGAGCAGAAAUCGGACAACCCGACCCUCUUGCAG
Messenger RNA from Symbiodinium sp. CCMP2456, 177 nucleotides. The record is from the annotation of a GenBank genome assembly. NCBI's taxonomy places the organism in Eukaryota, Dinophyceae, Suessiales, Symbiodiniaceae.